GGGGGAGCGAGCCUGCUAGGGAGCUUCCCCUGCACCUCUUCUACCCACCCUGCCACAGCCAGGUUCCUAUCCAGGCUUCCCCACCGCGGGCUGGAGAAGUCAGGGAGCUGGGGCGGCGAAAGAAGACCCAGCAGCAGGGCGCGGGAUCAUUUCCCCAAAGGAACCCUCAGAGACCUAGCACUGCGGAAGGAUCCAAGAAGAAGAAGCGAGCAAGAGGGAACUUAAACUUCGGACUGCAGCCCGAGAGCAGGGUGUUGGAAGAUUCGCGUCGUGUGGCCCCCAACCCCGAAGACCGCAGGGCACUGUCAAGUUGAGCAAAGUUUGGCGGCAGCUUGGAGAUAAGAAAGGGAUUCCGAAGCCGAAGCUCAGGGAGGGGCCGGACAGGGUUCCCCGUCAGGGGGGCAGCCAGCACCGCAGUCCUGACACCUGCUUCGGUGCCCCGUAUUUAGUGCCGCCAGAACGACCGGGAGGCGUCGCAGCAGCCCAACUCCCCACCCCUUUCCUUCCAGCCUUAUCUCCCCCCCAACACCCCGCCCCGGGCGCCGGUGACUCCGCCUCUCCGAGCCGGGCGGCUCUACGCCUGGAGCUGGAAAGGGAGCGCUUCCCGGGACUCGGCUCUGUUCUGAGGCUUCGAAGCCGACGCCGCCAGCUCAGGCCCCGGGGGUGGGAGCGGACUGCCCGCACAGGCUGCGCCUGGGAGCCGCCGAGAGGGGAACGCCCCAUGGGACGCCCCCGGGGGCUUUCUUCGUGCCCUGCUGCGGCGUCCCAGUCUUAGGCUCCCGGGUUCCCCACCCCGCCCCGCCCGCAGCCCGCGGCCUGUCUGGAGAGGAGUAUGAGGCCCGGGGCCCCGCGGACGCCGGCCACAGGGCGGCAGGGGCCUAGCUUCAGACCCCUGCGCCCGAGGGUGGCGGGUGAGGAGCCGCGGAAGCCAGCGAGGCGUCGGGGCGCGGAGAGGAGCGUCCCAGCCCGGGCGCCCGAAGGGCCGCGGGACCCGUGUGCGGCCUGAGUGCCGAGGAGGCGGGGGCGAGGCGCCCCGCCGUCCGGGCUCUGGGGGAGGCGGCAAGGGGCUCCGCGGCGGCCCCCGACCCCUGGCCAUCAUCCUCACGCUUCUGCUCCCGCGGGGGGGAUGUCGCGGCCCGGGCCCCGAGCGCCGCGCCGGCCCCGGGGCUGAGCUCCGGACCAUGUCCUCCCGCAGCCCCCGGCCCCCGCCCCGCCGCUGCCGCCGCCGCCUGCCGCGCCCCUCCUGCUGCUGCUGCUGCUGCCGCCGCUCGCACCUCAACGAGGACACGGGUCGCUUCGUGCUGCUGGCGGCGCUCAUCGGCCUCUACCUGGUGGCGGGCGCCACAGUCUUCUCUGCGCUGGAGAGCCCCGGCGAGGCAGAGGCGCGGGCGCGCUGGGGCGCCACGCUGCGCAACUUCAGCGCAGCGCACGGCGUGGCCGAGCCGGAGCUGCGCGCCUUCCUCCGGCACUACGAGGCCGCGCUGGCCGCCGGCGUCCGAGCAGACGCGCUGCGCCCGCGCUGGGACUUCCCCGGCGCCUUCUACUUCGUGGGCACCGUGGUAUCGACCAUAGGUUUCGGCAUGACCACCCCCGCGACGGUGGGCGGGAAGGCCUUCCUCAUCGCCUACGGGCUGUUCGGCUGCGCCGGGACCAUCUUGUUCUUCAACCUCUUCCUGGAGCGCAUCAUCUCGCUGCUGGCCUUCAUCAUGCGCGCCUGCCGGGAGCGCCAGUUGCGCCGCAGCGGCCUGCUGCCCGCCACCUUCCGCCGCGGCUCGGCGCUCUCCGAGGCCGACUGCCUGGCCGGCUGGAAGCCCUCGGUGUACCACGUGCUGCUGAUCCUGGGCCUGUUCGCCGUGCUGCUGUCGUGCUGCGCCUCGGCCAUGUACACCAGCGUGGAGGGCUGGGACUACGUGGACUCGCUCUACUUCUGCUUCGUCACCUUCAGCACCAUCGGCUUCGGGGACCUGGUGAGCAGCCAGCACGCCGCCUACCGGAACCAGGGGCUCUACCGCCUGGGCAACUUCCUCUUCAUCCUGCUCGGCGUGUGCUGCAUCUACUCGCUCUUCAACGUCAUCUCCAUCCUCAUCAAGCAGGUGCUCAACUGGAUGCUGCGCAAGCUGAGCUGCCGCUGCUGCGCGCGCUGCUGCCCGGCGCCCGGCGCGCCUCUCUCCCGGCGCAACGCCAUCACGCCGGGCUCCCGGCUGCGCCGCCGCCUGGCCGCGCUCGGCGCCGACCCCGCGGCCCGCGACAGCGACGCCGAGGGCCGCCGCCUGUCGGGCGAGCUCAUCUCCAUGCGCGACCUCACGGCCUCUAACAAGGUGUCGCUGGCGCUGCUGCAGAAGCAGCUGUCCGAGACGGCCAACGGCUACCCGCGCAGCGUGUGCGUCAACACGCGCCAGAACGGCUUCUCGGGCGGCGUGGGCGCGCUGGGCAUCAUGAACAACCGGCUGGCGGAGACCAGCGCCUCCAGGUAGACCGCCGGGCCGCGCCACGGACCCUCGGCAGGCUGGCGUGCCGCCGGCCGUGGUUAGCUUUCCUUCUCUCAGACGCUGGCGCUUUCUUAAUCUUUACCCAAUAAAAUCAAACCAAAAAAAAAAAAUUUUUUUUUUAAAGAAAUACUACUUGGCCAGGCCUGAUGUUAUCCAGGGCAGGUUUCGGGCGAGCCUGUUUUCCUCGUGGGUCCCCUCUUGAAGAACCGUGGCCCCCGACAGAUUCUCCUCCAGGGAGAGAGAAAGUGGCACCCCAGACCCUCACCCGGUGCAUACCGCAGCGAGGAGAGGGCCAUCCCUGGGUUUUGCGGACUGGCACUAAACCCCGUCCCCAUGCACAUAAGCAGCCGGCAACCCCAAAGCAUAUGGUGCAACUUCUCAUGGCUCUGAAUUACCUCCGCAUCAUUUAGAAUCCUGGCCCAGCCUAGCAGCUUCCUUCUGGUCGUCAGAAGUGAUGUAGUCACAGUUUUGACAGGUGGGGGUGGGGAGAGCCAUAUGUUGCCUACCGAUGUAUAUAAAUAGAACAGCCGCUACACACGGAGAAUGGUGUAGUAUUAUGCAAUGAGAUGAAACACAGCACCAACUUGCGGCCGGUGGCAUUUCCCCGAGAUUUGGAAAUUGGGAUGGUAAGGGGCUCAGCUGGCCUUUCUCAGCCUGGAGUUAGUGCAUUUAGCACAGCACACAGGGCAGCUACUUUUAAUGCCGGAAAUCCAGGGUGGCCGGCAGGGAGGGGAGCAAGCAGGCUGCAGGAGCCCUGCUUUGCUUCACCCAGCUGAUCUCUGAGGCUGGGGGCCCAUCUCAGAAUCCCCAAACCCUCCUUCCUUUCACCAGCGUUAUCCUUGGGAAUGCUUUUCACUACUAAUCAGGAAUGUCUGGGUCUUCUCCCACAAGAUCUUGCUUUGUUGGUGUGGAUUUCGUUUCUUAACUCCCGUUGAGCAGCUCGUUUUCCCCUUAAGGGUGCAGAGUGCAGCCUCUGGAACCCCCUUCUCCUCCUCUGAGUCAGGGCUCCACAGCACCAGGAACCCACACCAGCCAUCCUGCAAAUGUCUCAGAGAAGUUGGUUCCAGAGCCCAUAAUGUUUUGGGGACAGAUCCCAUUCUAAACCCUGUUUGGCCCCCACUGAUAGUCAAGUGAAUUUGUUUUCUCCACUCACAGUCUGUGUUGGAGGUGGAGGAAGGCGGGGGGCGGGGGGGGGCUGAUGGAAGGGGUGGAUGGAAGCGGUUUUGGAAUUAGUUUUGCGAUGGACGAUCCUCAAGCUGAGGGACCGGUUCUCCACCCUCUGCUGCAGAGGGGUCCCUGACCUCGAGGAAGGUCAGAUGCUGUUUUCAUUGAAAGGAUGGGGUUCUUGAACUGUGAAGGAACAAUGCUCUGUCGGCCCAUUUUCCUCAUCUACAAAGAUGAUCCCAAGGACAAAUGCCAGAGUCUAGUCAGACACCGUGUGACCCACCAGUAUCUACAGCUUCUGCCAGGAAGUCUUAGAAAAGCAGCAGGACGCCUCACACCGCAUGCCUGCGAAGCAUGGGAAGCCGUGAAAUCUCCCUCCCCGGCAGUGAAGGAAGCAUAUGUGCCUGGAACACACACACAUGCACACACACCCACAUGCACACACAUGCACACAGCAUUAGGAGUCCUGCUUGAAUGUCAACCUCCCCUCUCCCCCUUCAGUUCAUGACCAGAAGGGGAAAAUGUGUUGGGAUCUGAAUGACUCCCUAGCUACUCAAGGUAAUUUCUCACUGGGAUUGGGAUUGGGAUUUCAACACAGGCCCUAAUCUGCAGGUGAGGCCAGUGAGGCAGAGUGGCCAGGAGAGAGGUCAGUCUUGCUAAAUCCUGAAGGGUAGGCUUCCAGAGAGCCACACUUCAGGAGUCACCGGGACUCAGGCAGCUGGUGGCACCCCUGCCCUGCCCGAGCCACGGCUUCAGUCACACUGCAGUGACAGCACCCCAAGAGAGGCACACGCCCUUUAGGCCAAGGCUCUCUCGGAGGGCCUAGAAAUUAAGUGCCACGCCCAUCCCUCUAGGAGAAGGGAAGAUGAAAAGGCAUCCAAUUAGAGGUGUCACCCAGGCAACGAGCAAUAACUUGGGGAUCUGAAGCAUACGGGGGGGGGUGUGAGAUUUCCCCAUGAUGGAGGCAUCUAGACCACGAGGACUUGACAGCAGGCAAAACAGCAGUCAACCCAGGUGAAGUGAGCCCCAGCAACAGUGCAGGAAGCUUAAGACCUAGCUAACGAGGUUCUCUGAGCUAGACAGGCCGAAGAGGUGUCCAGGGGAUCCCACUGACCAGUGCACAGGACUGCACAGAACCGUGUCUCCACGGGAGGGAGCAGGACCCACCUACAGAGAAGAAAAGCUCACAACCUUCCUUGGCAUUCUUCUCUGUCAGCAGUGCUUCUUAAAGUCUAACCUAAAUUGCUCAUGCUGCAGCCUUAGCUGUUUUCACUUCUAUGCUUUGCCUUUGGAAGGAGACAAUUGUGAGCAGCUUGAGCAAGCUUCUGAAGGAGCCAUAAGCCUGGCUUAAUGGGGACAGGGAAGGGACCCUUCCUUCUCAUCAACCUCCCAGAGAAACACCAGCCCUCCAACAUACAAAAGUAGCUCAGGAUCCCAUGGCGUGCUUGUAUUUUUGCCCAUGUUCCCCUAGUCCCCCCACCCAAAUUCAUUCCAUCGUUGUCCUUCACCUCAGGCCAAAGAGCUCAGUGCCCCAAAUGUCAGUGGCUGCUUCUUGGGGGGGAAAAGACGGGCUCCCAAAGUUAGGGGGAUUGCUGGAGCCUAGACCCCUGCCUCAAGCUUAUUUGGCCAUCCUGCGGAGCGUUGAGUACCAGGACUGGGAUUCUACCAUCAUUUCGGGAAUAAUGAUGUUGAUAGGAAACCCUUUCUUUGGUGCAGGUUCUUCUGAACCUCAGGCUAAGCAAAGGCUCCAUCCUCUUAGAUGCUGUGGCUUCUCCCUCCAUGUGGGGAUCUCCAGUUUGACCCACGGCUGGUAGCUCCUAGCAGUCUAUGACUCCCACCCCCCAACUCCCGGGAUUGCUGUCUCACCUUAGGCCUAUACUCACCCCUCUGGGGCUGGGGCUGUGGGGCUCUAAGCAGCCCUUGCCACCUGCUGUGGUGACACAGAGGCCAGGGUCUUAGUGAGCAGCUGGGACUUCUCUGGGAUGAGCAGACAGGUAGGGAAGCCACCCCCCCCCCAUGUCCUUGCUUGCUGAUGAGGCCAGGUGGUCAGGCUCCUCUGUCCUCUGGUUGAAGCCAGAGCCCCCGGGGCCUGGAGAAAAAGUCAGAAGGCUCAGGCUGUGUCAGGCCCUCUGCUUGUGGAAAAUGCCAGACAGUCCUGGGCAUUUGCCCAGGAGCUUCACACAUCACAGCAUCAUGUGUACUUACACGCGUGCGUGCACACACACACACACACCAGCCUUACCAAGAGCUACUAGCCCCUUUCCCCAAGGAAAAAUCCCAGUCUAGAUCACGUUGAGAAGAAAGCGUUCCCAUUUUUAACUCCCUGGAGACUAGGGCCUGGAAAAUUCCUCUCCGCCUUGGGGGAGUUUCGCGUACAUUUUGCAUGAAUUUGAAUCUGUGUUUUACAUAGAAGCCAGCGUCCAAACCCAAGCCAAACCGUGGAAGAUAGCUGCUAAAUUUACGCAGGCUCCUCCACCCCUCAGAUAGGCCUCCUAGCAGACGCCCUCUUCCUGUGUGCUCCGGGGUGAGGGUGGCUGAGCCCUCACAGCCAAAGGAGAGGCUUCUGGGGAACCGAGGCAGAUGGAAGCCCACAGAGGUGGCGGCGGCCCCAGGAGCUGUGGGCCAGCGGGUUCCGUCUUACUGUAACUUUUUACCUUCUUAACAAACGAAAAGCACAAUUCCACCUGCACACUGUCUGGAAAGCACAGCCAGACAGACUGCUUAGGGCCCUUCCGAGUCCGGAAGAGGCGCUGGGGCUUCUCUGUUGCAGGGUUGCGGUACUGCGAGCUCCUCGCGGGGCGGCCGGAGGCGGCACGCUCUGCGGGCCGGGGUGGGGGAAGGGCUGCGGAGACCAUUCCCGAGCCAGGGCCGGCUCCUCCGCGCGGACUCGGGGCCUGGACUCGUGCCCCCUCCCAGGAGCAGCUCUGGCACCUUCAGGCACCUCCUUAAGCGCUGAGAAGCGAUGGGAUUUCUGUACUCACGGGGCCCGAGACCCUCCUCCCCUUUCCUUCAGCCUCUUCCUCCUCGCCCCCCCCUCCCUAGGGAAGCUCCCCCUCGCUUUACAGAUCAUUUUCUAUGCUACUGUGUUCUCUCAGGAGGGGGGUUAGAGCAUGCGGGGCAAGCCUGCAGGGUUUCUUAAACAAUACAUUUAUUUUUCUGAGCAGUACUCCAAGAGAGGAGUUGAAGGGUGUUGAAAUUAACGAUGAAUAAAAUGCAGCCUG
Zalophus californianus (California sea lion) is the source of this 6874-nucleotide messenger RNA. It is a transcript of the gene KCNK12, whose product is annotated as potassium two pore domain channel subfamily K member 12. Gene Ontology annotation, molecular function: potassium ion leak channel activity. The transcript is spliced from 3 exons. Gene Ontology annotation, biological process: stabilization of membrane potential; potassium ion transmembrane transport. NCBI's taxonomy places the organism in Eukaryota, Metazoa, Chordata, Mammalia, Carnivora, Otariidae. The coding region runs from base 1182 to 2474 and encodes 430 amino acids. Gene Ontology annotation, cellular component: membrane. The record is from RefSeq and is a predicted model, not a curated record.